AUGACUACCGAAGGAAAAUACGUGCUGGCCCCGUUAGGUAACGAUGGCGCAUACGAAAGCGAUAAUCGGAGCGAUGCGAGUGAUGCUCGGAGCGACGCAGGAUCAGUUGACAUAGACGAUCUGGAAGUAGCUGCCCACGAAACAGUGGAAGCUGACGUUACAGCACCGUGUGCAACUGGCGAUAUGAAUGGAAGAUUACUUCGUUUGGAAAAAAUGUUGGAAAAAUUCAUGGGUCAUCAUUCGUCAGAAACUCUCGCGACGACUGACAAGGCAGACGAAAGCGAGACGAGUGAGUUGGAACCAUCCUCCGGAUCCGGGUUCACGGAUAGAGGGACAAAUAUUCGUUGGGACCUCAUUCCCAAGUUCCCAAAAGACGUUCCGUCCAAUAAGCUUUGGGAAAACUGGCAAAGUUUUAUUGAAAACUUCGAGAUUGCCACAUCGUUGUCCACUUUCACUGGGUCCGCAGAUAGGGCAAAGCUAUUGUACUUGUCGGUUGGGAAAAACUUGCAGGACAUUAUGAGUGCAGCGGAUCUGCAACCGAAUUAUCGUGACCCAAGGUGCUACUCAAAGCUUGUAACGGGAAUAAAUAACUAUUUUAGGUCAAUGACCGACACGGCAGCUGAACACAAGGCGUUCCAAGCGAUGCACCAAGCUGCGGGGGAAUCUAUCGUUACGUUCCAUGCCAGACUGAUUCAAAAGGCUCGACUGUGUGGUUACAGUCCCGCCGACCAAGUCCGUUUCGCAACAGCUCAAUUACUCAAAGGCAUGCGAAACAGGGAGAUGGCAAUGGCUGCUAGAACUUACGGAUACGAUGCAAGUUAUAUAGUACAAGCAGGCACAAGGGUCGAAGCUUAUGAAGCGGGCCAGCAAAGUAUGGAAAGAUCCAAUGUCCAUGCUAUUAACAGGAAACGAGAGCGGAGUCGUGAGAAGAUUUUCUCGAAAACACGCAGAACCGAGGAGGCUCGUGAUACUGGUGGAAAGAAGACCGAUCGCGAGGGGGAUAAUACACGCUGUUGGAGAUGUGGAUUCACAUUCCACAAGAAAAAGACAUGUCCGGCAUUGGACAAAAAGUGUAACACCUGCGGACGAAUUGGACACUUUGCAGGUACAUGCCGAAGACAGUCGAAGAACACUGGCAUCAAUAGCAUCAUGGACAGCCACGCGAUAAUAAGUUGGAUGAUCUUCCACGCAGAUGGGCGAAAGAUUCUUAUGAUGAACAGUUGUCGUCUCAGCUCUUUCACUCCACUAAACUUUCUCGUUGAUUCUGGCGCCGAUGUGAAUAUCGUUGGUGGCGCCGAUUGGAACCGCCUAGAAAAAGAAUUUCGAAGCGGACAUGCUAAAUUAGAACUAAUUGAUCAUUCCGUAGCCAAGGAAAUUCGUGCAUACGCGACGGAUGCUCCUAUAGUAAUACGGUGCGCUUUCAGAGCUGAGGUUGAAGUCCUGGGAGCACCCAAACCAGUGGUAACUGCAAAGUUCCUGGUUGUGGAAGAAGGUCGUCGAUCAUUGCUUGGGCGGCGAACAGCAAGCGAAUUAAAAUUGCUGAAAGUUGGCCUUUCGGUUAACAACUGUGAAGUGCCCACCUCUGCGCUAUUUCCAAAGAUGCCCGGAGUUCGGGUUAAGUUUAGCAUUGACAGAUCCGUUCCACCCGAAAAAAACGCCUACUACAACGUCCCGGCGGCGUACCGUGAAGCAGCCAGAGCACGCCUUGAAGAUAUGGAAGCUCAAGGUAUCAUCGAACGCGUUUUGAAAGCACCCGAGUGGAUUAGCGGAAUGUCUGCUGUACCCAAGGGUAAAAACGACUUCAGAUUGGUCGUGAACAUGCGGGCUCCUAACAAGGCAAUACAAAGAGAGUACUUUCGCAUGCCUUUAAUCGACGAACUUAAGGUAAAACUUGAUGGAGCUAGGUAUUUUUCAAAACUAGACCUCAGUAAUGCUUACUAUCACCUCGAGCUGUGCAAAGAAUCGCGCGAUCUGACGACGUUUCUGACGGAAAAUGGCAUGUACCGGUUCACACGCCUAAUGUUCGGGGUCAACUGCGCCCCCGAAAUUUUUCAGCGAGAAAUGUGCCGUUUAUUGGAAGGAAUCGAUAACAUUGUCAUCUACAUUGAUGAUGUGUUGAUUUUUGCAGACAAGCUGGAAAAACUCAAAGCUACCACAGGUGAAGUGUUGAAAAUUCUUCGAGCUAACAACCUAACUCUUAACGAGGCAAAGUGCGAGUUCGAGAAGGAAUUUGUCAUAUUCCUAGGCCAUGGACUUGAUAAGGACGGAUUCCACGUGGACGAUGCGAAGGUGAAAUCAAUUAGGAGGUUCCGACCGCCGUCCAGUAUAUCGGAACUUAAAAGUUUUCUAGGACUAGCUUCAUUUAUCAGUCCCUACAUCAAGGACUUCGCCAAUAUUUCGAGCACUCUUUGGCAAGCUACUACUGCCAAAAGCUGGUGCUGGGGUCCAGAACAACUUGCGGCAUUCGAAAUGAUCAAGAACAGGAUUACGAAUUGUACGACAGCAUUGGGUUACUUUUCUGAAAGUGAACGUACUAUCCUGUAUACGGAUGCAUCGCCCAAUGCUCUUGGACGCGAUGAACCAUUUGACGAGGAACACAGCCCAUGGCAAAUUGCAACUCUUGAGGCAAAUUCAAUACGUUUUUUAACUGAAGAGGAAAUACGGAAAGAAACGGCCAAAGAUCAGAUACUUCAAAGUGUAAUGGAUGCACUGGAGACGAAUGCCUGGCCAGAGAACCUUAGACGGUUUAAAAACGUGUCUAAUGACUUAUCAGUACAUAAUGGAAUUCUGAUUAAAAACGGAUGCGCGGUGGUCCCAUCUGAAUUGCGUCAAAAGACUCUAAACUUAGCCCACGAUGGACACCCGAUGACCGCUAAGUUGAAGAGCAUUUUGAGGGAGCGCGUUUGGUGGCCCGGCAUUGGUACUGAUGCUGAAGAAUGGGUUAAGACAUGCAAAACUUGCGCUACUAACGGCCGCCCAGAGAAACCUACCCCAAUGAAACGGAUUUUUGCACCCCAAACUGUUUGGGAAACAAUCGCUUUGGACUUUAAUGGCCCAUACGCCCGGUAUGGAGGUAUUUCUAUUCUACUUAUGGUUGAUUACCGAUCCAGGUUCUUAAUCGCCCGUCCUGUAAAGUCAACAAGCUUUGACCAAACCAAGCAAGUUUUUGAGGAAAUCUUCGCCCGUGAAGGCUUCCCGAAACACAUUCGAUCCGACAACGGACCACCAUUCAAUGGGGACGAAUAUAAGAAGUACUGUGCUGAUCGUGGCAUUGAGACAAUAUUUUCAACUCCCCUAUUCCCACAACAGAAUGGGCUCGUUGAAAAUUAUAUGAAGCUUGUGAACAAAGCGAUGGCAUCAGCAGUUAGUAAUGGGUUAUGCUUUAAAGAAGAGCUUCAGGCUGCCGUGAAUGCGCACAACGCCGCAGCUCAUUCCGUUACCGGUGUUCCCCCGGAGGAGGUCAUGUUGGGCCGAAAAAUUAAGCGUAGACUCCCUCUAUUGCGUUACGAGAAGGCCAAAUACGACGAUGAGCUCUUGAACCGCAAGGAUAAAAUAGAAAAACUCAAAUCUAAAGAACGUGAAGACUCCAAAAGAGGAGCGCGAGCAAGUUGCAUCAAACCUGGAGACACAGUCAUCAUUGAGCGCAUGUCUCGGUCUAAGGGAGAAAGCAGGUUCGAUCCAGAAAAGUACACUGUUUUGAAACAGGACAACGGGAACCUGUUCCUACAGAACGAUCGUGGACAAACGGUAAAGCGACACGUAACUCAGACCAGGAAGGUCGGCAACUGGCGCGAACCGUUCGAGGAGCGUAUUGAUUCAUCUACCUUAAUCUCAAAGGACAUCUCACAGAAGAAACUAGAGCGGCCGAGUAGAACAAAAAACCCGCCUGGCUACCUAAAAAACUACGUACAGCUGAUCAAAAAUUGA
Messenger RNA from Armigeres subalbatus, 3927 nucleotides. RefSeq lists its product as uncharacterized. The coding region runs from base 1 to 3927 and encodes 1308 amino acids. The record is from RefSeq and is a predicted model, not a curated record. Gene Ontology annotation, biological process: proteolysis; DNA integration. Gene Ontology annotation, molecular function: aspartic-type endopeptidase activity; nucleic acid binding; zinc ion binding. NCBI's taxonomy places the organism in Eukaryota, Metazoa, Arthropoda, Insecta, Diptera, Culicidae. The transcript has 4 exons.